AUGGGUGGAACAUGGGUGCAUUGGAAUCAACCACAUUUGUACCACGAGCUGCACAGGUACAACCUCCACAAGCAUCUCAAGACAUCUGCAGGCACCCUUGAAGCGGUGCAGAUGUUUUAUCGACAAGCCCAGGGUCCGGUGCAAGAGAUCGACGGCAGCGAGUUCGGCCGAAUCGUACAGAGUGUCGCCGAAAAGUUCUUCGAUAUCGACGGCAUGGACAGCAGGAAGCUUAUGCCCUACCCGCAUGAUCCAUUCCGUGCAACGGCGCCCUGGAAGAAAUACGAUCAUCUUACUGUUCGACGACGCCUCGACCAGCUCGAUCUCCCCGCCCUCGAUAAAGAAUCCUUCGAAAGCACGGUCAAUUCGUUUGGAAGUGCUCCCGGCAGUGAGAUCGGCUUCGUCGAAGCUCUGCGCUGGUACGCUCUGGGUGGGCACAAUAUGGCUCAAGUCUUCGAGCUGGCAGGUAUCUACAAGCUGGGCAAAGGUGGCAUGACCGCCUUCGCUCGGUCCAUCCUGCGAGACGCGCGAUGCGACAUCCUUCUGGACACCAUAGUCUCCGAGAUCAUCUCGGACGACGGCAGUUCCCAAGGAAUCGGCGUUGUCAAGUCCCGGGACGGGCAGUGGAUCUUGAAGGCUAAGGCGAUCGUGUCCACGGUGCCUUUGAACUGCCUGAGCGACGUCAAAUUCACUCCAGAGCUCAGCCCCGCGAAACGCGAAGCCAUUGCCCAAGGCCACAUCAACAAGGGCGCAAAGAUCCAUUUCAAGCUUGCACGCACCGAGCCAGGCUGGUUCGCCGCGUGCGAUGGCUACGGCGAUUCACCCUUUUGCUUCUCCUUCUCCGACCAUAACGGCACCAAGGCGUCCGGUCCAGACGGGACAUACUGCAUCGGCUUCGGAUAUAACGGCUUUCUUCGAGAUCCGCAAGACUGCACCACCAUAAUCGACCAGUUCAAGCGCAACAUACGUCCAGACGCCGACGUUGAAGCCUACCUUACGCACGACUGGACGAGCGACCCACUGUCCAAGGGCACCUGGAGCUGUUGGGGUAGCGGGUGCAUGACCAAGUACCAGCAAGAGCUUCAAAAGACCCACGGCAAUAUUUUCUUUGCCAGCGCCGAAUGGGCGGAGGGCUGGAGAGGGUUCGUGGAUGGCGCGCUGGAGAGUGGGCAGAAAGCGGCGAACGAUGUGGCGGCUUUGCUCAACGCCUGUCCUCGGCCCAACUUGUAA
This is a messenger RNA of Exophiala xenobiotica, 1227 nucleotides long. RefSeq lists its product as uncharacterized. The transcript has 2 exons. The record is from RefSeq and is a predicted model, not a curated record. Lineage: Eukaryota; Fungi; Ascomycota; Eurotiomycetes; Chaetothyriales; Herpotrichiellaceae. Gene Ontology annotation, molecular function: oxidoreductase activity. Bases 1 to 1227 code for a protein of 408 amino acids.